AUGGCACAUCUCUUCUGGAAUCUUCCAGACAAUGACGAUAUGCUAAUAUUUCCAUGGUUACUUUGUUUUAUUUGGAAGGCCCGGAAUUACAAAGUUUUCUCCAAUACGGAUCAAGAUCCGAGAGAGGUUUUGGAUUCUGCAAUAACAGAGGCUCGUGCAUGGGCCGCAGCCCAACCGGCUGGAGAGAUGGACAAUGUGCGGAUAGACAUAUCAGCGACGCAACCGCCUUGUGGUGAAUGGUGUCAAAUAGAUGGAGCCUGGAAAGAGUCAGAGACUCGAGCGGGACUUGGGUGGUACAAUCUAGACCCGGAAUCGGGUUCAGUUUUGGUUGGGGCCUGUAAUUUACGACGGGGUCUAUCCCCUUUGCAGACGGAACUGGAAGCGUUGGUGUGGGCCAUGCAAAUCAUGUUGGUCUACAAUAAACGGCGAAUGCAGUUUCAAACUGACUGCACUGAACUGGUGAAGAUGGUGUCUACACCGACAGCGUGGCCGGCGUUUGAAACACUGCUUGAAGAGGUGGAGAAGUGCAAGAGGCGGUUUGAGGCUUUCUCCAUAAUCCACAUACCGAGGACAACAAACACGAAGGCAGACAAGCUAGCACGGAGUGCUCGAGAUCAGCCUUAUGACGUGUAUUAUGUAAACUCAAUUCCACCAACAUCGCUCCCUGAGCUGAUUUAG
Molecule: messenger RNA, 678 nt
Organism: Microthlaspi erraticum
Lineage: Eukaryota; Viridiplantae; Streptophyta; Magnoliopsida; Brassicales; Brassicaceae
Source: the annotation of a GenBank genome assembly